Molecule: messenger RNA, 5647 nt
Organism: Gallus gallus (chicken)
Lineage: Eukaryota; Metazoa; Chordata; Aves; Galliformes; Phasianidae
Gene: LAMB2
Product: laminin, beta 2 (laminin S)
Exons: 32
Coding region: 147-5525 (1792 amino acids)
Biological process (GO): axon guidance
Cellular component (GO): basement membrane
Source: RefSeq, marked validated
GCGAGUUCCGCGCAGCCCCGAGCGCCGCCACAACUUUGCGGAGGGGCGGCGGCAGGGAACCCACCCCCCCCGCAACGCGCGUCCACCCACGCGAGACCGGACCCCACGCGGCGGCACCCGCACCCCGAGUCCCGCGCCCCGCCGCGAUGCGCGGCCCCGCAGCCCUCCUCCCCCCGCUCCUUCUCCCCCUCCUCUCCCUCCUCGUCCCGCUGCCGUCCGGGCCGGGAGGGACCGCGUGGGCCGCGUCUUCUCCCGACUCCCCCCAGGGCUGCGCCCGCGGCAGCUGCUACCCGGCCACCGGGGACCUGCUGGUGGGGAGAGCCCCGCGGCUCAGCGCCUCGUCCACCUGCGGGCUGCGGCGGCCCCAACCCUACUGCAUCGUCAGCCACCUCCAGGAGGAGAAGAAGUGCUUCAUCUGUGACUCGCGGAGACCCUACGAUGCCCGCAGCAAUACUGACAGCCACCGCAUCGAGAACGUGCUGACCACCUUUGCCCCCCGCCCCAAGAAGGCCUGGUGGCAGGCGGAGAACGGCGUGGAGCACGUCAGCAUCCAGCUGGACCUCGAGGCUGAGUUCCACUUCACCCACCUCAUCAUGACCUUCAAGACCUUCCGCCCCGCAGCCAUGCUGGUGGAGCGCUCGGCCGACUUCGGCCGCAGCUGGAAGGUGUACCGCUACUUCGCCUACGACUGUGCUGCGUCCUUCCCCCACGUCCCCCGUGGGCCCCCGCGCCGCAUUGACGACGUGAUCUGCGAGUCGCGCUACUCCGACAUCGAGCCCUCCACCGAGGGAGAGGUGAUCUACCGCGUGCUGGACCCCGCCAUCCCCAUCCGGGACCCCUACAGCCCCGCUAUCCAGGAUCUGCUGCGCGUCACCAACCUGAGGGUGAACCUCACCAAGCUGCACACGCUGGGGGACAACCUGCUGGACUCACGGCGGGAGAUCCGCGAGAAGUACUACUAUGCGCUGUAUGAGAUGGUGCUGCGCGGAAACUGCUUCUGCUACGGGCACGCCUCGGAGUGCGCACCACUCAGCGGGGCCACCGCCACUGCAGAUGGCAUGGUGCACGGGCGCUGUGUCUGCAAGCACCACACGCAGGGGCUGAACUGUGAGCGCUGCGAGGACUUCUACCACGAGCUGCCCUGGCGCCCGGCUGAGGGCUCCAGCACCAACGCCUGCCGCCGGUGCGACUGCAACGAGCACUCACGGCGCUGCCACUUCGACAUGGCCGUGUUCCUGGCCACCGGGAAUACCAGCGGGGCCGUGUGCGACGGCUGCCAGCACAACACCAUGGGGCGCCGCUGCCACCUCUGCAAGCCCUUCUACUACAAGGAUCCCAGCAAGGACCUGCGGGAUCCCGCCGUGUGCCGAGCCUGCAACUGCGACCCUGAGGGCACCGUGGACGGAGGGCUGUGUGACGGUGCCGAUGACCCGGAGCGGGGGCUGAUCGCGGGGCAGUGCCGCUGCAAGGAGCAUGUGCAGGGCCCUCGCUGCGACCGCUGCAAAGCUGGCUUCUUCGGGCUCAGUGCUGCCAACCCGCAGGGCUGCCAGCGGUGUCGGUGUGACCCCCGCGGCACGGUGGCCGAUGGCAGCCAGUGUGACCCCAUCAGCGGUGACUGCCUCUGCAAGCGGCUGGUGACCGGGCGCAGCUGCGACCAGUGUCUGCCUGAACACUGGGCUCUCAGCCACGAUCUCCCUGGCUGCCGGCCUUGUGAGUGUGACGUGGGAGGUGCCCACGACAACCAGUGUGCCAUGGAGACGGGGCAGUGCCGGUGCCGCAGCCACAUAGUGGGACGGCAGUGCGAGCAGGUGGAGCCCGGCUUCUACCGCAUCAACCUGGACCACUACACCUACGAGGCCGAGGAUGCCCGGCUGCACAUGGGCUCGGUGGUGCAGCGCGAGCCUCACGCAGGUCACCUGGCCUCCUGGACAGGGUCAGGCUUUGCCCGCAUGCAGGAGGGCGGCUGGGUAGAGUUCCACGUGAGCGACGUGCCCUUCUCCAUGGAAUACGAUGUCAUCAUCCGCUACGAGCCCCAGCACCCGGAGCCCUGGAAAGAGGUGAGGAUGCAGGUGCUGCGCCCCAGCCCCGUGUCUGCCAGCAGCCCGUGCGGGAACACCAUCCCAGCCGACGACCAGCUCUCCACCAGCCUCCUGUCUGGCGCUAGGUACGUGGUGCUGCCCCGUCCCAUCUGCCUGGAGCGAGGGGUCUCCUACACCAUCCGCCUGGAGCUGGGCUGUGCCACAGGGCAGCAGGACCCCACCGCCAGCGUGCUCAUCGAUUCGCUGGUGCUCCUCCCCCGUUAUUCCUCCAUGGAAAUGUUCAUCGCGGGUGACCCUGCUGCCAUGGGACGUCGGGAGACCUUCGAGAGGUACCGCUGCGCUCAGCAUUUCCACACUGUGGUGCUGUCGCCGGUGGCUGAGCCCUGCUCCCGGCUCCUGCACAGCCUCUCAGCCAUCCUGCACAAUGGGGCACUGCCCUGCCUCUGCGACCCGCAGGGCUCGCUCAGCGCCGAGUGCCAACCCCAGGGCGGGCAGUGCCGCUGCAAGCCCAACGUCGUGGGACGGCGCUGCCACCGCUGCUCCCCGGGCACCUUCGGCUUCGGGCCCGGCGGGUGCCGACCCUGCCAGUGCAGUGGUGAGGGAUCGCUGAGUGCCGUGUGCGACACCGUCACAGGGCAGUGCCCCUGCCGCCAGGGUGCCCACGGCUCACGCUGCGACCGCUGCCAGCCGGGCCACUGGGGCUUCCCCACCUGCCGGCCCUGCCAGUGCAACGGGCACGCCGAGGAGUGCGACCCACAGACGGGCAGCUGCCUGCGCUGCCGCGACCACACGGACGGCGAGAGGUGCCAGCGGUGUGCGGCCGGGCACUUUGGGAACCCUGCGCUGGGCUCCGGCCAGCACUGCCGGCCCUGCCCCUGCCCCGACGGACCCGGUGGCCCCCGGCACUUUGCUGCCUCCUGCUACCAGGAUGGGCGCUCCCGGCAGGUUGUCUGCCACUGCAGCCCCGGGUACACAGGUCCCCGCUGUGACGAGUGUGCGCCCGGGUACUACGGGGACCCUCUGCAACCCGGCGGGCACUGCCGGCCCUGCCAGUGCCACAAUAACAUCGAUACGACUGACCCAGAGGCAUGUGACCGGCGCACGGGGCAGUGCCUGCGAUGCCUCUACAACACGGCAGGGCCACACUGUGCCGAGUGCCAGCCUGGGUACUAUGGGGAUGCCAUGCGGCACAGCUGCAGGCGUUGCUCCUGCAACACACUGGGCACCGACCCCAACACCUGCGGGCCACAGCAGUGCCAGUGCGACCAACGCAGCGGGCAGUGCCACUGCCUGCCCCACGUGGAGGGACAGAGCUGUGACCGCUGCAGCCCCAACUUCUGGAACCUGGGCAGUGGGCAGGGCUGCGAGCCCUGUGCCUGCCACCCCCAGCACUCCUUGUCGCCUGCAUGCAACCAGUUCACAGGGCAGUGCUCGUGCCGGCCAGGCUUCGGGGGCCGGACCUGUGCCAACUGCCAGGAGCAGCACUGGGGUGACCCACGGCUGCAGUGCCGAGCCUGCGACUGUGACCCCCGCGGCAUCGCCAGCACCCAGUGCCAUCAUGGCAGUGGGCACUGCGACUGCCGGCCCGGCAUCUCAGGCGUCCGCUGCGAUCAGUGCGCCCGGGGCUUUUCUGGCACCUUCCCGGCCUGCCAGCCUUGCCACCCCUGCUUUGGGGACUGGGACCGCGUGGUGCAGGACCUGGCCUCCCGCACCCGGGCUCUGGCGCAGCGGGCCAGCCUCCUGCAGCACACCGGAGCUGCCGGUGCCUUCGAGGGCACCUUCCGGCGGCUGGAGGAGAGCCUGGCCACCAUACGUGAUGCAGUGGCUGCCCGCAAUGCCACCGCCGCCACUGCCACGUUCCUGACACGUGCCACAGAGGGGUUGCGGCAGCAGAUCGGGGAAGCCACUGAGAAGCUGACACGGCUGGAGAGUGAGCUGACGGUGGCACAGGAUGCCAAUUUCAACGCCAGCCACGUGCUGGGCAUGGUGGACCGCGGGGCCCGCACCCUCAACCACAGCCUACGUGAGCUGGAGCAGCGGCUGCAUGCCCUCAAGACCUCAAAUUUCCUUGGUGCCUUCGACAGCAUCCGCCAGUCCCACUGGGAAUCGCAGGAUGCUGAGCGCCGAGCGGAUGCCUCCACCCGUGUCGUACCCAGCCCUGUCAGUGCUUCAUCAGCCACGCGGCACCACACCGAGCAGCUCCUGGCCAGCAGGAGGGAUGCCUUCAACCGGCAGAACGCAGCCAGCCGGCGAGCGCUGACGGAGCUGGCGGCCAGGGCGCGGGAGCUGAGCCUGCAGCCGGUCAACAAGAAGGUGUGCGGCGCUGCUGGGGAUGUGCCCUGUGCUGAGAGCCCCUGCGGAGGAGCCGGCUGCCGGGAUGAGGACGGGGCACGACGCUGCGGAGGGCUGAGCUGCGGCGGCGCCGUCUCCACCGCUGACAGUGCGCUGGACCGUGCACGGCACGCACAGGAGGAGCUGCGGCGGGCGGCUGGAGAAGUGGCCCAGCUCUCCCAUAGGGUGGCUGAGGCCAAGGGGAAGGCGGACGAGGCUCGGCUGCAGGCGCAGGCAGCCCUGGACAAGGCUAACCAGACCAGGGCCCGUGUGGAGCACUCCAACAAGGAGCUGCGGGAGCUCAUCAGCCACGUCAAGGCCUUCCUGAGCCAGGAGGGCGCUGAUCCCGAGAGCAUUGAGGUGGUGGCCAGCCGCGUGCUGGAGCUGUCUCUGCCUGCCUCGCCGGCCCAGAUCCACCGCCUGGCCGAGGAGAUCAAGGCGCGGGUGCGCAGCCUGGCCAGUGUGGACGCCAUCCUCGAGCAGACAGCUGGCGACGUGCGCCAGGCUGGGCAGCUGCUGCAGGAUGCCCAGCGGGCCAAGGCACGGGCGGAGGGCGUGCGGGGCACAGCUGAAGCAGUGCAGCAGGCACUGGAGGAGGCGCGGCAAGCACAGGGCGCAGCCGGGCAGGCGCUGCACAGCACUGCUGCUGACAUCCAGCACAGCGAGCACACCAUCGGCACGAUGCGGGCGCAGACGCUGGGUGCGGAGCAGCAGCUGGCUGCCGCCAUGGAGCGGCUCGGUCUCCUGGAGGGACAGACGGACGCCCUGAAGGUGAAGCGUGCCAACAACAGCCUGGCGGCCACGCGUGCCCAUGACGCGGCUGGCAUCGCGCGGGACCGUGCCAGUGAAGCCAAGCAGGUGCUGGAGGGGCCGCUGAAGGACCGGUACCGGGCAGCCCAGGAGCUGGUGCAGCACCGGGCGCAGGGAGCGCAGCAGGCAGGCGGCCGGGCCCAGCAGCUGCGCGAGGAGGCCGCCGGGCUGCUGCAGGAUGCCCAGGGCAAGCUGCAGAAGCUGCGAGCGCUGGAGGAGGCGUAUGAGCGGAACGAGCGGGUGCUGGACGCCAAGGUGGCCCAGCUGGAUGGGUUGGAGGCCAGGAUGAGGGAGGUGCUGGCCACCAUCAACCAGCAGGUCCAGAUCUACAACACCUGCCAGUGAUGGCCGCCCUGCUGCCCGCAGCCCCUCCUGCUCGCCUCACCUCUGCCAGCCCUGGGGGUGGUGGGGGCUCAGAGAGCCCUUGCGAUGGGCACCCCGCGUGUGAAUAAAGCUACCCAGCAAGA